Messenger RNA from Spizellomyces punctatus DAOM BR117, 1760 nucleotides. RefSeq lists its product as uncharacterized. NCBI's taxonomy places the organism in Eukaryota, Fungi, Chytridiomycota, Chytridiomycetes, Spizellomycetales, Spizellomycetaceae. The transcript has a single exon. The coding region runs from base 361 to 1476 and encodes 371 amino acids. The record is from RefSeq and is a predicted model, not a curated record.
GGUAAAGGAACGGAUCCCCCUCUUUUUGUACACAGUCUAAAAAUACCCGCAAUAGCGAGUGAUUGGAACGAUUCCCCGCGGCAGCGUGUACCACCUGGAAAAAUGCAACACUGGAAAAAUAUCGACACAGAACACACAGUCGUUACAUCCCAUGAGAUUCAAACAAAAUGUGGUAUUUUUAGCAAUGUCUACUUGCAAGUGGGGUAUGAAAUAUAAUGGUUACCCUCGGCGUGGAAGAGCGAAUGUGUGCAGUGCAUAUAUAGCCUUAGGCUGUUCCUGUUUAGCCUUCCGCUGGUCAAGUUUAGUCAAGACACUCCAUAGAGACAACACUCUGAGUCUUUGAAUAAUAAGCGUACGAGAAUGGUGAUAUACAACGUCGACGACCCAUACUGCCAGUACACUUACGACGAAAAUGGAACGGUCGUUAACAUCACCUAUACGGGCCACAUUAGUACGUGGGAUACACCCCAAGCAGCAUGUACAGGGGUCAACCUACGAGCAGCAAACAUUGCACUCAUCCUGACAGGAAUCUUUAUCAUGACAACCGCCCUCGUCUUUUGUUGGCGGUUUCUCCUCUCUCGCCGCAAGACAACGUACAAUUACCUCAUGUUCAUCUGUCCCAUCAUCUGUCUAAUGGGCUUGUUGCUCGACCUUAUUACCGUCUCAAACUUUUCCCAAUUCAAUGGACACCCCAAUAUUGGACAUUUUCCCAAAGUGUUUUACUAUUCGAGUUGUACUCUGAUUGGAUUAGCUCAGGGUGUGCGUGUGGAGUUUUUGUUGAUUGGAUGGGGAAGAUCAAGAGUCUGGGCUCCGCGAUUUGUCAAGACGUUGCUCAUCAUUGGCGCCGUUUUCGCCAUUUGGUCCAUUGCAAGUUUUGCCGUUGGAGCGUCGUUGGGGAUCGAGAGAGCAGGGAUGAAGUAUAUUUUACCGUACACAUUUUGGUUCGUCACGGUCGGUGCCACGGACGUUACUCUAUCCGCCAUGAUUCUUCACCUCUGUUACCGUCAAACUGCCCUGUUAAGAAGUUAUGAUACCCUCACGAUAUCCGAAGUACAAACGUUUGCAGCACAAGCCAAAGUAGCCGCAGCGAUUCAAUUAAUAGGGGAUCUGACUCUCGCCAUUAUCUUCAACCUGUCAUCCGGUGGAAGUGGCGGGUUAGGUUAUACGUACUCGUACGCCUCGACCAUGUCCCUACCCUUUCAAUACACCUUCCUGCUCUACUCUAUCUUCCUCUUGCAAAAAGUCCAGCAACUCAAAAAUUCUGGACCAAGAACGGGAACGGGAACGGGAUCGGUGACUUCUGGUGGAAGCCAUUCCGCCAAUCACAACUCAUCUGUCACCCACAGUACGAGAGGGUUGACAUCGGGUGGGACAUAUACGGACGCAAUGGAGAGAAGUGUGAAAGGUGGUUUGGCGAGGGCACCGACCAUGAGGGAUACUAGAUCUGUGAGAGAGUCUGGCCCAAAAAAUGUUUGAUCAAGGGGCGCUUUGAGAGCGCUUUGAGAUAGCUAGAGUCAGAGAAAUUCUUUUAAUCCUUUUUUUCUUUCUUGUACCAAUGUUAACAGUAUUAAGUUUUGGAACUCAUGCACUUUGGAGUAGGAUUUUUCUGUUGCGCUGAAACCUACUCUUUCUGUUACUUUUUGAAAUUAGUAUAUGGGCAGGCCUUUCGGUAGUCCAAAUUAGAUCUCAUGUAGCUCGAAUAUCAUACAGAGAGGCAUAUUGAAAAUAAUACAAAUUAAUAGUCGAAUGUAAAUCUUUAA